Stegodyphus dumicola is the source of this 12057-nucleotide messenger RNA. Its product is annotated as putative protein phosphatase 2C T23F11.1. NCBI's taxonomy places the organism in Eukaryota, Metazoa, Arthropoda, Arachnida, Araneae, Eresidae. The record is from RefSeq and is a predicted model, not a curated record. Gene Ontology annotation, molecular function: cation binding; protein serine/threonine phosphatase activity. Gene Ontology annotation, biological process: protein dephosphorylation.
AACGAAAUACAAAUAUAUAAGAGGUGAGAUGAAAAAUAUGAGAGAAAAUAAUAUUUGUUGCUUAAGUGAGGAAAACAUUUGUUGUGUUGAUCUACUGCUAGAAUAGGAGAAACUCUUACUUUCGUGAUUGCAUUUUGUUUUUUGUAACAACGACGUAUUGGGCUAUCAAAUGAUAAUUUAAAUUACGGUUUCGUUGAUUCUGUUAAGUAUUAGAGUACACAGAUUCGAUAACUGUAUUAUUUUCCAGGAAAAUGGGACAAACAUUAUCUGAGCCUGUUACUGCUAAAGAAACUUCAAGCUGUGCAAAUGAUUUUGUGAAAGUUGGAGCUUCUUGUAUGCAAGGAUGGCGAAUCAAUAUGGAAGAUGCACAUACACAUUUAUUAUCCCUAGCUGAAGACAAAGAAGCUUCUUUUUUUGCAGUUUAUGAUGGUCAUGGAGGUGCCAAAGUAGCAGAAUAUGCUGGAAAUAAUCUUCACAAAAAAAUUGUUUCCCAUCCAGCCUACAAGAAAGGGGACAUAGUCGAGGCAAUAAAAUCAAGCUUUCUUGAAGUUGAUGCAGAUAUGCUCAAAGAUGAAAACAUGAGGGAUGAAUUAGCAGGAACAACUGCUGUUAUUGUUCUUUUGAAGAAUGGAAAAAUUUAUUGUGGAAAUGUUGGAGAUUCGCGUGCAGUUGCUAGCGUUGCUGGCCAAGUACAGCAGCUGUCAUUUGACCAUAAACCUAGUAAUGAAUCUGAAACGAAAAGAAUUGUAGCUGCUGGAGGGUGGGUUGAAUUUAACAGAGUGAAUGGUAAUUUGGCUCUUUCAAGAGCUUUAGGAGAUUUUGUUUUUAAGAAAAAUGAAAAAAAACCACCUGAGGAGCAAAUUGUGACAGCCUAUCCUGAUGUUGUUGUUAAAGAUAUAACUCCAGAUCAUGAAUUCAUUGUCCUUGCUUGUGAUGGAAUUUGGGAUGUUAUGACAAAUGAUGAAGUAGUUGAUUUUGUAAGAACUAGAAUUUCUGCAAAAAUGGAGCCAGAGCAAAUAUGUGAAGAACUCAUGACACGAUGCUUAGCUCCUGAUUGCCAGAUGGGUGGUUUAGGAUGUGAUAAUAUGACAGUUGUUCUUGUUUGCUUAUUGCAAGGUGAAUCAUAUGAGGAACUGGCCAAUAAAUGUUCUAGAGUUUAUACUUCCCCUCAUGAUGCUACUUUGGUAUUGUCAGAAUCAUCUGCAUCUGAUGCAGAGGAUGAAUGUGAUGAAGAUAGCAGUAAAUCAGAUAACAUUCAUCAACGUGAUGAGUUACGGGACUGUAAUAUAUCAACAAAUAGGCCAUCAACAGUAGUAUCAUCCAAUCUUACAGACAAACAACCUCCUACUUCACAUCUGACUGGCUUAGUUCAAAUGGACAAUUCUGUAAGAGAAGGAGGGGAACUCGCUAUAGCAUAAGUAUAUUUAGCCUUAAAAAAAGAGAGAAAAAUGUAAGAUAUGUAGGUAAUUUCUGCACAAAUGGAUAUUUACUGUACAUAAUAAAAUAUGUUAAUGCCUGGAAACUUUUUAACUUGGGCACAAAAAAAAUGUAUACAACAUAUGAUUUAUAAUUUUUUCAUGUAUUUUUUCUUGUCAAAAAAUUGAAUGCUUUAGUAAAUUCAGUUGCAGGAAAUUUAAAAUUUUCGAGAUUUUAUUUGUUAGUUGCCUAUUUUUUUAAUUUAUGAGUAUGUAACAAGAAUUUCUUUCAACAUUUUAUGAGAUUAAAAUGAUUUUGAAUCAUUUUUUUUCCUCCUUUCUCUUGCUGUAUGUGUGUGAAAUUAAAAUUAUCUAGAUCUAUAGAAUGCAGAAAUUCUGAGUUGAGAUACAUGUGUGUUUUAUGUGUUUAUUACUUACCUUUUUAGAAAUAUAUACUGUGUUUUAGGGAAUUACAUAUGCAGUAAAUCUGUUGAUGCUGUGAUUUAAAAGUAUUGUUCAUGUUUUGGAUUGUCAUAUUAAAAUAUUUAUGGCUUGACUUUGUAUGACAAUUUAUACAUAGUUAAAUGUGUAUUAUUUAUAUUUUUGGUAUGUUAAUAUGGCCCAUUAUAUCUUAUAUUGUCAUUAUAUCCUGCUGCUUUUAAAAUAUCAAAUUUCACUGAUUUUGAGACUUCAAUGCUUUUGCUUCAUAAUUUUUUCAUGGUUGUAAUGGGCGUUUUACAUGUUACAAAAAUGGUACUUCUUCCUUCUUGCAUUAGUGACCCUCCGAAGAAUUAAAAAUUUCAUGAAAAUUCUCAUUGGUGUCAGCCAUUCAAAGAAACAUUGCUUUAGAAGUAUUCAGUAUUUGAUUAAAUUUUUGUCUGUUGUAACCAAAAGAUGCGAGAUGUGCAUUUAGAAAGGGGGAAAAGAAAGAAAUUGAAAAUUAAAGAAAUUAAAAAAUCACGAUCUCGGAAAGAGCUGGAAAUCUUAUGUUUUUUUGUUCUAGAACUAAUUAUUUUGGAAGUUAUUGUCUUGUGCGUUUUGCUCGAACAUUUUUUAAAAGUAGAGGUAUUGUAUUUCCUUGUUAAAUUGGAUCCUGCAUGAAGCUUUGAUAGCUAAUUUGAUAAGGAAACAUCAAGUAUGAUUUUAAAAUCUACAUAAGUCAGGCAUCAUAAAAUCAUAAUAAGUUAUAAAAGUAUUAAAGUAAAAGUGUUAAGUAUUAAAGUAGUAAAUUAUUUUUUUUUUCUUUUUGUCAGUUAAGGAAUUAUCUUCACUUUGGUAAUAAAGUUAGUUUUUCAAUGCCUUGUUUUACAGGUUGCCCAAAGAAACUAAUAAUUCAAAUGCAAUCUUAGUCUUUUUGUUUUAAAUAACCUAAUUUUUAUAUCAAGAGGUGCACUAAGAUUGGCAGCUCAGUUUUCUGUUUGAAAGCCAUUUGCUCAAAGCUGGAGUUUUUUUGUGUAAUUAUGCAAUAAUACUUUUAUAAGUAAUUCAUAAUGUAAAAAAACAGUUUGUUUCAUUUAAGUUGAUUGAUAACCUAUUUCUGUGUACUCUUUGUAAAAAUGUACUAUUUCCAUGUAUGUCUAUAUACUUCAGACUAAAUUGGGUUAAGAGUGAGAAUUUCCCAUGAGUCAAAUCACAUGAAGUGUCAGCUUAUGGAACAAUAACCAAAAACACUCAGCAUCUCACCCAUGCUCGUUCUAUUUAUCAUAGAUAUAUUAAAGGAUAUAAAUUAUCCCAAAUUUAUUUAAUUUAAUAAUUUAAAAGUUUGGGGGAAAUCAGGCAACAGGAACCAAGUAGCCAAGGAAAAAAAAAAAAAAAAAAAAAGGUAAAAUAAAGCAAUUAAACAAAUUAGAAUGCAGGGUCCCCUGUGAAAACCCCCUUCCUCUUAUGCAGGUAGGACUUGUGAUUUCGUAAUAUUUAAGUAACAUAACGUUCACUGGACUGCAAUUCUGGGUGCAACAACAGUGCAAAAACCAAUAAAAGAUGACGAACAUGAUUUAAGCUAUCCAUUCCAGCUGCAGUUGACGAAGCAGAUGGGUUGUUUGCGUUAGCUUUUAUACUUUUAUUUUGUGAUUAAACUUGGUUCCAGUUUGUUGUCCUAAUGUAUUUUAUCCCAUUUUUAAUUUCCUUUUACCUGCAAGUGCCAGUUAACUUAGUUAACAUAACUGGUGUUCGUCUAAGUAAAGGAAACAAAAUUUUCCUCUGUUACAUUAAUCCCUGUUAUAUCUAUAUUACCAUUAACAAUUUUCAUUUUUAUUCUCAUAAAAACAAUAGCCUUUUUUUAUAAAAUUUUAAGACUAUUAAACUCAGGACAUAAAUCUAUUGCAUUCUGCAUUAAAGGACAUAAAAGUGCUCAGUAAAGUGCCUAAUGUUUCUAAUAAUAUUAUACUUUUUGCAUAUGUUAGAGCCUUGGAAGUGAAUUUUAUUUGUGUAAAUUUAGAACUAACAAUUUGAUUCAAGGGUUCCUAGCCUUUUCAUUAAUUUGUGGAUCUCCUGAUUCCCAACUUUAAGUGUGUGGACAUGUAAUAUGUAAUAUUUCUAAAUGAAAUAUUUAUUUUGUCAGAUACUAAAAAGCUACAAAAGAAUAAACAGUCUAACAAACCUAAAUGAAAUAUUUGUAAAUAUUAAAAGUUAAUAAUAAGUUAUUUCAUUAUUAUACAAGAAAUGUUAGUUACAAAUUUUUAAAAUUUUAACUGAUAAAAAUGAAACCUAUUUUUAUAUACAGAAAUAUAAAAAUAAAAUACUGUUUUAAACAACAUAUACAAAUUUAUUUUUAAGACUAUUAACUAGGUAGGCAAUAUUAAUGAAUUAUAUUAUGACCCUGAGAAUAAUCUUAAUAUUUACUAUUUGUGCAAUUUUCUUCAACUUUAAGCAUCAGAAAAUGAAUAUUGAAAAGGAAAGUGUAAAAUAAAUGUUUAAAAAAUGUAUAAAACUUUAAAAAUGGAUUUAAAAUUAAUAUUUUUGAUUUUCUUGGAGGGAGUUCAGCUGCACUGCUGCUCAUCCCUGGAGGCACCAGUGCUCGUAAGUAAUCAUGGAAAAUUAGUUUGCUAGAAUAAUGACAUUCACUAGCACAAGUAAUAAAUUUUACCAUAAAAAACCUGUUUAUUAAUGAUAUUUUAUAAUGAACCCUUUAGUUCAUAUUAUGGAUGCCCCCCCCCUUUUUUUUUUUUUUUUUUUUUUUUUAAAAUGAUUUAAACCAGUAUCGUAAUUUCUCACGUAUGAGUUUCUUUGGAUAGUCUCGGUUUUUCUUUAAUGUCCCUUUUGAAUCCAUUCUUCAGUAAGUUUGUUUUUCAUUCAUGUUAUUCUUUUUGAACCUGGAAUAUUGUAAUAAGCUGUGCACUUGGUGAUGUAAGUUUUAAUCAAGAGAUUUAGCCUCCUCAGUCAAUGCAUGAUCUGUGUGGCUACUGUAAAAACUGAUAUUAGCUUGAAUCCAGAACAGUUUUAAAUUAUGUUUUUUGCUUGGUUCUUUCCCUUUUUUGUUUUGUUUGUUUGUGACACUGUAUGAAGUAAUUUAUUUCAAUGUGUUGCACUCUGGAGGACGCCAGUGGUGCCAGUAGUACAUCCAUCAUAUAUAUAUAACAUAUUCUAGGUUUAACAUUGAAAUGAGCAGAGAUCCAACCACUAAGUAUGUUCUAGUGCACCUAGUUGAGCUUGAUAUAGAGGGUUAAUAAUUUGUAUCAUAUAAUGUUUAAUAUUGAUUUCCAGGCAGUAAAAUUAAACCAUAAAUGCACAAUCUAUAUCAUUCUCAUGCCCAGAACCAUAAGUAUAAAUCUCAGUUUUACUAGUUUUGAGAAAUAAUUUGUCAAACUAUAUACCUUGUCUUUUUGCCAGGCAUUACAAAUUUCUUCCACAUCUAAAACAUAAUUAUUUAAUGUAGUUUAAAUUGCAAUUUUAAGAGGUGAAAUACCAGCCAAUAUGAAAAUAACUUUAUUUGAGCCAGGCGAGAAGACUGGUGGUCGUGAGCAUCCAACUUUUGUGCAGUGUGCCUGAUUUCAUCUAAGCCAGGGGUUCUUAACCUUAUUCCCCGUCUGGGCACAUCUGACAAACAGGAAAUGCUGGCAGGCAUAGUAUGCAAUCAUAAGCAUCAUAAACAAUACCAUACAUUAAAAAGGUAACAAAAAAUUCAAAAUAGUACUAAUAUAGUAUAUAGCAGACAGUCGCAGGCACGGGGUUAAGAACCCUUGAUCUAAGUCAUAUUAGCGUCUCUCUUUAUAUAACUAUUGGGAUGUUAACAUCAUUCAGGAUAUUCUGAAGGGGGUACUUUUGUUGGCCAGCACACAGUAAAAGUUCUUUUACAGUAUUUUAAAAUUCCAUCUAUUGUUUUAUUUUAUAAAUAUGAAAUGUUCUAUAAAAUUCAGCUUCUCAUCUAGAAUUACAACAAAGUUUUUAAGUUUAAUAAAUUUAAUUUUAUGAUAAUUAAGCUUCAGCUCAGGUGGCCUGUUUAACUUGCCACCCUAAGGAGAAAAACAAGACAAAACUUUCUCAGUGUUAAAUCUAAUUCCUUUUUUAUGUUACUGUUAUACACUUUAUUAAGAAUAAAUCCAAUUUUAUUAAAAAUGUGAUCAGUUUUUUUUUUCCUUCUCCUAGUGAGGAACUGUAAAUUAACAGCAAUAUGGCAUCAGCAUAUCAAAAAAUUUUUGUAUUUGGCACAUUAAUUUUAUCAAUAAAUUUAUUUGUGAUAAGGCUUCAGAACAUAGUGACACUACAGCAACCCUGUAGGCAUUUUUUUUUUUUUUUUUUUUUUUAACUUUGUAAAUAUCUUCUUCAAUUUCAGUUAAAUAAAUAGAUAUUAUAUCAUUAAAAUAAUUUACCAAAAGCUCAUAUAAGAAAUCUACAUUUUUUAAAACAGAGAGCAAGAGCAAGAAUGACCAUAUGAUGCAGUCAAAGGUGCCAUAGCUGUAUACAGAACCUGAUAUGUGAUCUCUUUAAGAAUGGAUAUCAUUAGGAUUUUUUUUUUUUUUUUUUUUUUUUUUUUUUUUAAAGUUUUGAGAAAGACACUGAAGCAUUUAUUGUAUAGAAUCAAAAGAAAAUGAAGGCUAUUCUGUGUAUAAAAUUUUUAAUAAAUGUAUCUGCAAUAUCAUGAGCGCACUCCUAGUUUUUGAACUUCCAAUUCUAUUAAUGUAAACAUUUACUCUGUUUAAAAAUUGUAUCCUGGUAAGUGUUUUUUCCCCCAUCCUGCAGUCUUCUUUCCGAAUAAAGUUUUAUUUACCAGUUCAGUAUAUAAUUCUUUAUGAAAAAAAAGUUCUAAUGUGUCAUAUUUGCUGGUCAAGAUUUUUAUCUUUAUCUGAACAUUCAGAAGUGAUUAUAGUUGUAAUUUUUAUUCAGUUUGACUAGUGAAAAUAUAAAAUUCUUGAUGUUGAAAUUAAAAAAAAAAAUUAUAAUUAUAUUUUUGUCUCACUGUAUGAGUAGUUAUUUCUCACAUACUGUAAUAUGCAAAUGGUUUUAAGCAUAGGAAAGCCUGAAACGUUCUAUUUGUUAAAGUAAUAUUUUCAGUGCUAUCAAUUUUUUCUGCAGUAAUUUUACUUAAUUUAAUAUGUGAUCGAACUUAUAUGGGGGGGGGGUAUGUAUGUGUAUAACUUAGCUUAAAUUAACCUUUUAGCUAAUAAUGUAUGACUGUUUGCAACUUGAUCAAAAAAUUGCUAUAAAAAUUUUUGGAUUAUGCUUAUUCAUAAUUUAAAAUUUAUUAUUUUAUUUUCCAGUGUCGAAUCACAUAUUGAUCUCUGCCUUUAGGUACAAAAUGUAUCUAAAUAAAUUAGAUUUUUUUAAAAAAUAUAUUAUUAAAGUUGCAAAUUUCAUUUCCUCUGAAUAUUCUUAAAGGAGAGGUAUUUUUUUCAUUUAAAAUAAUUGUAUUUCUUUAUGAACAUCUAAAAAUAUAUUUAUUUAUGUGAUUAAAAAUAUAUUUGUGUUAGUGAAGUUGUUUGUAUAAGAAGUAGGUAUAACAUGAAUGCCCUUAAUUAAGCAGUCAGAAUGCAUGUGAAAAUAAAUCUGCUCCCCACCCCCCGAAAAAAAAAAGGAUCUGGUUGAUAUUUUCAUUGUGAAAGAUUCGAGGAUGUGUUUUUAUUUACUUUUUAAAUGCACGUUAAAUUGCAUAUCAGAUUCUUAUGUUGAGAAGGAGAAAUUUAUUCAUUUAAAUCAUUCUGAUGUAUCAUUAUACAUUGGCAGAAUUCAACAGUACUGUUAACAACAUGCAUCAAAAUUUCUUGGAGGGUUAAAAAAUGCUGGAGAGGAAAUUAAAACUGUUUUGAUAAUUUUUUUAAUACAUAUAGGGGCCAUAGUGAUUGCUUUUUAUCUUCUUGAUUACAUUUUAUAGAAUCGGAACCUUUUUAUUUAAGAAUGAUUAAAUUUAGAUACUAUUUUCAAUGGUUGUAUAUCUGAUCUGUGUGCAGUAAAGAGAAUCUUGCUGAAAUCAUUCCAUAUAUCCGUGUGUCAUAAAAAGAUCAGAAUAUAUAUCCAUAUUUCAAUUUUAUUUUAGAAAAUUAAUUCCAUAUGAAGAUAAUACUGGAGGAUUUAUUGCAAUGAUUAGUGGAUGUCAAUACUUGUUCAUUCAACCAUAUUCUGAACAGAACAAUUAAGAAAUUAAUGUAAUUUAUUUUUGUUAUAUUUAUUAUUGUGAUAUCAUCCCUUUCUUCAUCCACCGCCUCAUAGAGAAAUAACUCCAGCCUUUUGUAUUUUUAAAAUUUAUUUCACAAACACAAAACUAAUACUAAACUACAAUACUAAUAACUGAAAUAUAUAAAGUAAUACAAGUUAAUUUCGUUUUCAUUAAUGGCUUCCACGAGCCUUCCCUAUGACCUCUCUGUCGGUCUCUCCCUCUUGGAAACUAAACUUUUGGCGCCUCUCCAGACUGACAGUUAGCGCCCUCUAUACGUCUUGUUGGUUGGCGUCACCAUAAUUUGUCAUAUUUCAAUAGGCUUUCACCCUAUUUCAAUCUUGGAUGGGGGGUGUGACAGAUUUAGCUUGAAAAAUUCUAGAGAAUAUGGAAUUAAUUUAUAUCCAUGUGCUUUUAUCUUCAUAAAUUUUAUUUAUCUUAUAAGUUUCAUUUUCAUAAUAUAGUAAUGUCCUACAUAAAUAUAAAUACUGAUGUAAAUAAUGCAUGCCAGAAGUAUCCAACAUUAUAAACUGUAAUAAAUGAAACAUUUAAUAUUUGCAUUUUAAUGUAUUUCACACACAUGAAACAGGAGAUUUUUAUUUUUUAGGGAAAUAUUUUUAUGUAAUCUGUGUGAGUUAUUUCUUUCCUUAUCAAAUCAAUCAGUAUUUCUUUCUUCAUUUCAUUUAAAUGCUUGUUUCAGCUUAAGUAUAAUUCAGUCCGUCUUGUUGCCUAUAAAUGCUGAAGGAAUAUUUUGAUUUUUUGGUUGCUGUAAAUAUAGUGUUUGAUGAUAGAAACUGAAAUUUUCAAUCAAGGUGAAAAUUCAAGAUGGAUAACCGGGUACAUUAAGUGUAGCGUUACAUUUGAGUACCAAACCUGGAGAAAAUAUGAAAGCCCAUGAAAUUAAACAAUUUAAAUCCAUUGCAGCCUAGGAAUUUUUCAGUAUUUGUUACUAUAGGGGUUUUUGGAGUCUUGAAAAUCUUGCUGUGCUAUCAAAGUCAUACGGAUUUGGUGAUGAGAUAUUGAAUGAUAAGGUGCAAGUUACUGAUCAAAACACUUCAUGAUGUUUUAGCUCCAUUGUAAUUAUUCAUGCAUUAUACUCUGCUGAAAACUGAAAUGAGUUGUACAUCAUUUUUUAACAGUUGAAGCUAUUUUAUUUGUAGAACUUGCUUCCAAAUCAUUUGGUAACUGAUUUAUGAAUUAUCUUCAAAUUUAUUUACCCAAUUUGCAUAAUAGCUGAUUCAACAAUCAGAAAUUCAAGAAUUGGACAAUCAUCAAUGAUCCAUGAAAUGCAUAACUAAAGCAGCAUAGUAGUGCUUUCAUUUUUGUAAGUUUUGAGACUGGGCUGUAGCAAGCAAUUCGUUUAGAGUGAAGCCUUCCUGAGGUGACUAACCAGGGUUCCAGAUAAGUGUGUUAAGUACUGUUAUUAAAUUAUGAUUUGGAAAUGCUGCUUGUUUUCUGUGGUUGUUGAUGUGAAAAGUCUCAUUGUAAUUUAUUUUUGUAUUCUUCCAGCAUAUCUCUUACUUUUCUUUUUGAAAAUGUAAGUAGCUAAAAUUUCUAAACAUUGUGAACUUUUAUUUGGAAUGCUAAAAUAAGUUCGUAAGCAAAAUCCUUCUCGGGAAUACCAGAAUGAAAAUAUGUGAAUAGUUCAUCAUUAUAUUAAUAAGGAAUAUUAGGUCUUGCAAUUUUCUGUAUCUGAGAUCUUUUCUUGAAACAUGGCUUCAACAAGACUGCAUAUUGCUGGUUAAUAAUAAUCUCCAUAUAGUGCUAUAGAAAAGCAGAUUUCUGCUGGCUUUAUUUCUUACAAACUAGGCUCUACUGAUAGCAGAAUCCCUGUUGAAUGUCUUUUAUAUUUAAAAAUAAUGAUAAACUGGCAAUUUUUUUUUAUUUACAAUUAUUAAUUAUGAAGCCAAAGGGGAGAAUCUUAACCACCAUAUAUCUCUGCAAGCACCGUGUCAGAGAGCUAUUGUACGGCUACCCAAUAUAUAGCUAGUGAUUAGAUUCUCUGAAAGAAAAUGUAUAAAUUUAAAUAUUAUUGCUAUUAAAGAGUAAUUUUAUUUCAAUAUGCUGUUUUGACUAAUAUGUAUAGGCACUCUGGCAUGCAGUCUGCUUUCAUUGUAAUUUUUGCAGUAAAUGUGCCUUUAAACAUAAAAUUUAUCAUUUAGCUGGUUGCUAUAUUACUUAAUCACUUUUAUAGUUCAAAACAUUUCGCCCUUAAGCUGUAUUUGCUUUCAAUUUUAAUAAUUAUUUGUAAAUGUAAAAAAUUCCUGUUUUCUUAUUGUGUCAAAUUUUAUGAGUUUUAUAGCAUGUGGUGUGUUUUGAUGAAUGGGACCACAUAUUUUGCAGCUAAUGAGGUUGUUUCCAAAAGGUUGUUUAUAUUUUUUUUUAAAUUGUAUAAUUAUAUGUUGUUUAGAUAAAUUUCCUUUACGUCCUUCAUUUUAUGGAUAUGUUUUAAAUUUUUCCUAUUUUGAUUAAAACAUGUAAUCUUUUAAGUAACUAAAUCUAUUUGUGGAUAAUUUUUUUUUAAAUGAUGACUAUUAUAUAUAAUUUUUUAUUUUGAGAGAAAUGAAAACUGUAAUCUAUGUUCGAGACAAAUUUUACAUUUAUGAUAACUUAUAGAUUUUAAAAUAUCAUUAGAAGCCCUAAAUGUUCAUUAUGUAGUUUUUCAAAGGUAUGCAUUUCUUAUAACUUAACAUUUCCAUCUUGCAAAACAUAAAAUCGAAUUUGAAAUGAAGUAGUGACUACUGAGUAAAUGUCUUUUUGUAAAAUAUUCAUGUUAAAAUAGUAGUUUAAAAGACAUUAACUUUUUUUUUUUUUUUUUUUUUUUUUUUUUUCUGUGGCAAAAAUAUUUUUAAGAUACUUGAUGUAUGGAUAAAUUUUACAAAUCUGUGCCUGAAUCUGUGUUUUGUGCAUAGAAUUGCCAUUUCAUAAUAUGAAUGCAUUUAGUGUUUGCAGCUUCGUUUCCCAGAAAGCAAAUUCAUAUUGUUUGAUAUUGUGCCAUAUUAUGUCUAGGAAAGCGUGCAAUAAAUCAUGCUGCUGAAUAAUUAGUCAUAUCUUUUAUAGUGCAUGAUUUAAAAAACAAAUACACCUCCUCUUAAACUGUGUGCAUUUUAACGACUAAUAUACUUCUCCCUUUUGUUAAUGAAGGGUUGUCUUUAUAUGUUAUUUCUAUUUAUAGUUUAAAAUGUUCACUAAAAAAGUAUCCAAAAGAAAUAUUUAAUAACAAAUUUCAGCCAUUACUUGGCAUUAUAUUUAGUAAAAAGUAGAUGAAUGGAUUUCAGCAGAUAACAGCAAAGAUUGCCCUUCUAGAGAAACAGGAUUAUUUUGUGAAGUCUUACUGCUUUAUUCCAUAAAUUAACACUGAAUAAUUUGUGCUGUUUAUUAAGAGAAAUAAGGAGAAAUACAAAGGAUGGGUUUAUGAGAUGAGUCCUGUGAAAACUAUUGAAUUUUGAAUCGAUGUCGGUAAAGUGGGUGCCAAAAUUAUUUAUUCAAAAUAACACCAAAUGAUAGUUGAAUUUUACAAAUUAUUAAGUUCAGGGAAUGCAUGUUACACCCAUUAUUAAAGAAAUGAAAGUUAAAAUUUGUAAUUAAUCUAUUUUCAGAAACAUUGUUUCUCUUCUUAAAGUUGACAAGAAAAACUACCACACUGGUGUUAUUAAAUAUUGAAUUCAUAGUGGAGCAUAAUAUAUUUUAGCUUUCAUAUAAUUGUUUACUUUUUCUUAUUAUACUUGUUUGAAAUAUUGUGCCUUUAGUGUACACGAUUUGAGAAAUAUGCCAAAAAUCAAACUGAUGAACAAAGUUUUAAUGUUCUCAGAAUGAAAAUGUGUAUAGUUGUGUAAAUUCCCAAGUGUAACUAUUUUAUUAUUGUGCUAGAACAUGUAUAUAAUGCUGCCUUUUGUAAAAAUAUUGGUAACUUAGCAGAUCUAAGAGUUUAUUGAGAUAUUCUGUAAAUGCAAAUAUUUACACUUGGUUUUAUUUCAUUGAUUCAUUCAUUAAUGUUCUGUAUUUAUUUUGAAUUAAUAUAAAUUGAAAAAUAAAGGUCAUAAUUCACAAAUAUAA